This is a messenger RNA of Opisthorchis viverrini, 1071 nucleotides long. RefSeq lists its product as hypothetical. Lineage: Eukaryota; Metazoa; Platyhelminthes; Trematoda; Opisthorchiida; Opisthorchiidae. The transcript is spliced from 4 exons. The coding region runs from base 1 to 1071 and encodes 356 amino acids. The record is from RefSeq and is a predicted model, not a curated record.
AUGCACGCUCGUAUGUCCAAAUUAACGUUCACUUCUGAAGUGGUUGUGGGAUAUGUGGAUUUCACGCUCACAUCAUUCUUGUUUGUGCAGUCAUCCUCCUGUUCUGGUGAGUCCACACUGGAGCACUGGACUCGAGUUUUAGUCCAAGAUGAGUGUGUUACCCCUACUCCACUAGGGCACGUUGGGUACAUCUGGAUUUUCAUGUCUGAACAGUCGAAUGGAUUCAUGCCUGACUGCUCGAACGGUUCUGGUGGUGCUCAUCGACUGGCCCGAGUGUUAGGACUUCCCAUGGUUGCGUUGGAAACCUCUGUGACAGUGGAUACGUCAAUCGGAGAUACCGAUUCUAAUUUGGUUCCCAUAGUUGGAAGGGUAGAUCGCAGCAAAGCUGUUGUAGGCGUGGUGACAAUGGCUUUCACUUCAGGUAUCCUUACGGAGCUUCCGACGGAACUCUUUUUUUCAUCUGUUGUCAAGGAACCGGAUGGUAUGUUUGAGGUAGGGAAGACAGUGUCAGAACUUUCUGUGGACACUCUGGUUGAGAGUGAACUGGCCGCAAAAGUGCUGGUCAAAUUUCCGACCCCGAUGGACUCCAUCGUCGGUGAAGGCUGCAUUGUAUGCGUUUGUUCGGUCAUGAACGUAGUUGCCUCGCUUUUGUGUGACGUAUUUGUCGUGAUCUUAUCAGUUGGCCAAGUUGAAACCUCGACCAAUCCGACGGUGGACCGUGCGGGGCAAGAUAUCUUUGUGACAUUGAUCACCUUAAGGAGACCAUCGGAUGAAGAGUUCGAAAGAGGCACAAAGCGUUGUGGAACAAUGACCGAAGGGGUGGUGGUGGUGGCUUUUGGUUGUGAUUUUGAGACGCUCGUGUUCACGGUGGCUGCGAGUGGGGUUGGAGCUCUCUGUGGUUGUGGUCGAGAUGUCUCCGCUCGUCCGGUGGCUUGUGGCGGCACAACAGCUUUUGCCCCCGGCUUGACUGCCGAACGUGAUGCUAUAGUUGUUGGCCUGACCGUUGCUUGGACGGUACGCCGCUUUGUCUCGGUGGAGGGUGGCUGGACAACCAGUAGGACAGGACCGUAA